Messenger RNA from Coregonus clupeaformis (lake whitefish), 2462 nucleotides. RefSeq names its product angiopoietin-related protein 1-like. Bases 426 to 1919 code for a protein of 497 amino acids. The record is from RefSeq and is a predicted model, not a curated record. The transcript is spliced from 7 exons. Lineage: Eukaryota; Metazoa; Chordata; Actinopteri; Salmoniformes; Salmonidae. Gene Ontology annotation, biological process: cell surface receptor protein tyrosine kinase signaling pathway.
CAGGCGUCGUAGCUCAGUGUGUAGAAGUAGCCGCUAGUUCAGUCAUGCUCCAGACAGAGCUCCAGCUCUAACCCCUAACCCCAGCCUCACGGAGCCCACAGAGAGGAUACUUUGCUGGGCAGCAGGAUGCAGAGAGAAGGCCUCUGGAAUCUGGCUCUCUAGGAGGGGGACCAGUUGAGAUCUAAUCCCAGGACAGAGGGAGUAGAGUGGGAGAGAGAGCCAGAGAUGAGCCCCUGUGUGAGAUGGGAGAAGUGCACAUGAGCAGAGCCUGAGGAGGGAACUGAACCGGAGCACCAAGGCUCACUGAGCACUGCCUGACUGACGACACACACAUACAUCUGCAGGAUACACUCUCACAAACAAACACACAAAGGGAAGCCCAGAGGAAGUCCAGGAGGCAUCCAGCUAGCCAGUAGAAGAACACCAUGCAGGGUGUGGUGGGGGUGAGACAGGGGUUGUCGUGGAGCCUGUGUGCCCUGCUCUGCCUCUCUCUCUGGGGGCUGAGCCAGUGCCGAGGCUCCAGACAGGCCAGAGAGACCAGGGUCCAGCCCAGGGACCAUCCCAUGCUCAGGGCCAAACGAGCUCCCGCUGAGGAUGUCAAGAAGUGCUCCUACACCUUCCUGAUUCCCGAGCAGAAGAUCACAGGCCCCAUCUGUGCCAGUGCCACGGGCCCGGAGCCAGACAAGGAGCGUGUGACACGGAUGGACAUAGCUGACGUGAGAGAGGUGCUGUCCAAGCAGAGACGGGUGAUUGAGACCAUGCAGCUGGUGGUGGACGUGGACGGCAACAUGGUGAACGAGAUGAAGCUGCUGAGGAAAGAGAGCAGGAACAUGAACUCCAGGGUGACCCAGCUUUACAUGCAGCUGCUGCACGAGAUCAUCAGGAAGAGGGACAACUCUCUGGAGCUGGCCCAGCUGGAGACCCGGGUUCUCAACGUCACCUCAGAGAUGCUGAGACUUGCCUCCCGCUACAAGGAGCUGGAGGGGCGUUUCGCAUUGAUGGCGGGGGUGGUGAACAACCAGUCAGUGCUGAUUGCUGCGUUGGAGGAGCAGUGUCUACGGACCCUGGGGCAUAGUGAGCUACCUGUGGUCCCCCCGCUGGUCCAGGUGGUGCCAGAGAAUAUCCCUGUCAACAGCCGCUUUACCAACGAGAUACAGAGGGACCACACCAACCGAGCCUUCCCACGUGGGUCACGCAUGGACUCCCCCACUGCCUCCCCAUUUGCACUCAACCCACCGCCACCGCAGGGCACGCUCACCUCAGACGGUCCAUUUAAGGAUUGCUACCAGGUGCGCCAGGCAGGCCACAGCACCAGUGGGAUGUACCUGCUUAAGUCUGAGGGCAGUGACCAGCUGAUCCAGGCCUGGUGUGAACAUGGCCUAGACAACGGAGGCUGGACUGUGCUACAGAGGAGGAAGGACGGAUCCGUCAACUUCUUCAGGAACUGGGAGAAUUACAAGAAAGGCUUUGGGAACAUUGACAGUGAGUACUGGCUGGGUCUGGAGAACAUCUAUAACCUAGGGAAGCAGGGGGACUACAGGUUGCUGGUAGAGCUGGAGGACUGGGUGGGGAAGAAGGUGUAUGCUGAGUACAGCAGCUUCCACCUGGAGCCUGAGAGUGAGGGCUACCGCCUGAGACUGGGCACCUACCAGGGAAACGCUGGAGACUCCCUCAGCAGCCACAACGGGAAAAUGUUCACCACGCUGGACAGGGACAAGGACGCUUUCUCAGGUAACUGUGCCCACUUCCAUAAGGGUGGCUGGUGGUACAAUGCCUGUGGCCAGACCAACCUAAACGGUGUAUGGUACAGCGGAGGGGUUUACCGUAGUAAGUUCCAGGAUGGAAUCUUCUGGGCCGAGUACGGAGGAGGGUUCUACUCCCUGAAGUCCGUCCGCAUGAUGAUCCGACCUAUCGACUGAGCCUGGAUCAGGCUCUAUCCCCUUACCUACGCCAUGACCUUUGACUCAUCAUGACCCCUACCCUCCCACCCCACCCCCUAGACUCCCGACCCCUCUCAGUUUCUCUACCAAGCUACCCUUCAUCUCCAUGCUUCAUUCCAUCCUUCCAUUCUCAAGUGGGUCAGAGAAGUCGAUUUCAACAGUCACUGCCCAAAUCAUGCUUCAUGGAAACCCUGGUUAUUUUUGACCCUCUCUGGACAGAAGACACAGCGUUCUGCCACGUUUCAGCUGUGCUCCUAUUGAGUCCUCUCUAACAUGGCCAGACAACCACAUAAUAAUGCUGUGACAGACAGCAGAGGACAGCCAGAGUAUGGAUUCUAACACAGAGCUAUCUGCCACUGCCUUCUACAACAGUCUCUAUGUAUACAGUAUGUUACUCCACCUUGUUACAGUUCAAUACGCUAUGAAGGUGAUUACUCUAGGAAUUUUGGAGAUUACUUACAGUGAGGGAAAAAAGUAUUUGAUCCCCUGCUGAUUUUGUACGUUUGCCCACUGACAAAGAAA